AUGUCCGUCCCCAACUUCUCCGCCGCCCUCGACGCCUCCAUCAAGAAGGAGAAGUUCACCCCCGAGGUCCAGGCCGCCGCUGCCAAGGUCGACAGCUCCGCCUUCUCCGACGCCAUCAAGGCCGUCCUUGGUGGUGAUGACACCGCCACCGUUGAGGGCGAGCAGGCUGUUGCCCUGAAGAACGCUUUCGAGUUUGCUGUUGCUGUUGUCAAGAUGCUGAAGUCGGAGCCUGGUAAUGAGGAUAAGUUGGCGCUCUACAAGUACUUCAAGCGCGGCAACAACCAGACCCCUGCUUCUCCUGGCAUGUUCGAUAUCCAGGGCAAGUACAAGUACAACGCAUGGAAUGAAAUCAAGCACAUCAGCGAGGCCAAGGCCCAGGCCGAGUACAUCAAGCAGGUUGACGCUCUGAUUGAGAAGAUUGGAACGAGGGAGUAG
Molecule: messenger RNA, 435 nt
Organism: Aspergillus luchuensis
Lineage: Eukaryota; Fungi; Ascomycota; Eurotiomycetes; Eurotiales; Aspergillaceae
Exons: 3
Coding region: 1-435 (144 amino acids)
Biological process (GO): fatty acid metabolic process
Molecular function (GO): long-chain fatty acyl-CoA binding
Source: RefSeq, a predicted model, not a curated record